CUCGGGCGGUGGGCGGAGGUCAGCGGGGGCUAGCGGGCCGCGGCGGCAGCGAAAGCCGGGCGGCUGCAGGGGGACGGGUCGGUGCCCGCCGGGGGACAGGUCGGUGCCCGCCGGGGCACCUGUGCGGCCAGCAUGACAGAGCAGACCUACUGUGACCGGCUGGUGCAGGACACGCCUUUCCUGCUGAGCCCUGGGCACCUGAGCGAGCAGCAGGUGGACAGGAUCAUCCUGCAGCUGAACCGCUACUGCCCCCAGAUCCUCAGCAACAAGGAUGCCGAAAAGUUCCGGAACCCCAGGGCAUCCCUGCGCGUCCGGCUCUGUGACCUGCUGGGCCACCUGCAGCGGAGCAGCGAGCGGGACUGCCAGGAGUUCUACCGAGCCCUCUACAUCCACGCCCAGCCCCUGCACCGCCGCCUGCCCAGCAGGCACACCGGGCAGAACUCCGACCUGGAGUGCGCAGACCUGGACUUGGGCACCGCCAGCCACGCGCUCAGCGACAGGGGACCCAUGGCCUUCCUGGCCUGCCUCGGCCUGGCCGCGGGGCUGGCCCUCCUCGUCUACUGCUGCCCUCCAGACCCCAAGGUGCUGCCACGGGCGCGGCGCGUCCUGGGCUUCUCGCCGCUCAUCGUGGACAGACACGUCAGCCGCUUCCUGCUGGCCUUCCUGGCGGCCGAGCUGGGGGGCCUCUGACGACCAGCCCCCCUCCAGCCCCCCGCCGCCCACUGCGCACCAAAGAGCCCGCCUCCCCCGCCGGGGCCUCCUCUUGCCUAAAGGCUUGCAUCUUGAAGGCACGCCCUCAUCUUGCCAAGCUGCUCAGUGAAUUAAACGGGAGUCUCCUGCCUUCUCAGGA
This is a messenger RNA of Myotis daubentonii (Daubenton's bat), 850 nucleotides long. RefSeq names its product caspase recruitment domain family member 19 (gene CARD19). Gene Ontology annotation, cellular component: mitochondrion. The record is from RefSeq and is a predicted model, not a curated record. NCBI's taxonomy places the organism in Eukaryota, Metazoa, Chordata, Mammalia, Chiroptera, Vespertilionidae.